AUGGUGGUUGAUUUGCUAGCGGGCAUCUUCGACCAGAACACGCCAACUCGAGACGGCCGGACCCCGCUCCACCUCGUUGCUCUCGCGGGGCAGAAAGCGCUAGUGUUGAGCUUGCAAGAAGACGGUACCACCAUCGACGCACGGGACGCAACGGGUGAGUCACCACUGGUCGAGGCCUCCUACAAAGGCAAGCAAGCUAUCGUGGAGACCCUUCUCUCCAAGGGGGCCGCCGCCAACCUCCGAGGAACCGUUCCGCUGUACUAA
Ectocarpus siliculosus is the source of this 264-nucleotide messenger RNA. The record is from the annotation of a GenBank genome assembly. NCBI's taxonomy places the organism in Eukaryota, Phaeophyceae, Ectocarpales, Ectocarpaceae.